CGGCGGGGGGGGGGGGUCUGAAAUCCCGGGGCCCCGGCAUAGGACCAAGCAGUUAUUGAACAAAGCCACCCGCAAGGCUUAACUUAACUCUGAUAAGCCAGCGGCGUUGGUUCAUGAAGGCUGGCGUGUGAGUGAGUGACACCACGCCACCUCCGGCGGCUCAGGCGCCAUCCCGGAGAUGCAUCAGAGAGCAAAAGGGAAAAAUUCCUGCGGGGGAUUCCUCUUCCCCCUCUUUUCUCACCACCAAGACCUUUGCAUAAAGCUUGACACUCGGGGAGGAAUUAAUGUGGCACAGUCAAGCUUUUUUUUUCUGUUGUCUUUUUUUCUGUGUCCGCACGGACCGGGUUCACCAUGGCUCUCCCUCCCAAAUGGUAUCAGUUUCUGGUGUGUGUCUUUGCGUCGCUGGGAUCGGUGCUGUACGGAUAUGAUCUUGGUGUCAUCGCCGAGGCACUCACCAGUCCCUCGCUUAUCAAUGCCUUUAACGCCGACGCGACCAAGCGCGGAGCAGUCACCUCCGUCUUCACCGGUGGCGCCUUCUUUGGUGCCUAUUUUGCCGGUCCACUGGGCGACUACGCCGGCCGGAAAUGGACCAUCUUCGUCGGAGCCCUGAUCUUCUUGCUGGGCGGAGGUCUGCAGACAGGUGCGCAGAGCUUGAGUUAUCUGUACGCUGGUCGGGCCGUCGCAGGGUUGGGAGUCGGAAUCUUGGUCAUGAUUGUCCCGAUCUACCAGGCGGAAUUGGCCCAUCCGAACAUCCGCGGCCGGAUCACAUCCCUCCAACAGCUGAUGCUCGGGGUGGGCUCCCUGGUUGCGUCGUGGAUCUCCUGGGGCACCUUCAUCAACUUUGCGGACGAUGAUUCCCGCCAAUGGCGCGUCUCCCUGGGGAUCCAGAUGGUGCCGGCCGUGUUUCUGGCCGCGCUCAUCCUGCUGUUCCCCGAGUCGCCCCGCUGGCUGAUCGACCAUGGCCGACUGGACGAGGGCCUCACGACGCUGGCUCGCCUCCACGCCCGAGGCGACACCUCCGACACCUGGGUGCAGGCUGAGUACGAACAGAUUACCGUCUCGAUCGCUCACGAGCACGAGGCCGAGGCCAAAUCCUACAAGGAGCUUUUCACGGACCCGUCAUGCUUCCGCCGCCUGUUUCUGGCGUGCUCGAUCCAGGCCGCAGCCCAGAUGACGGGGGUGAGCGCCAUCCAGUACUUCAGCACGACCAUCUUCGAGCAAAUUGGCAUCGCCGCCAACGACACCCUCAAAUAUCAAGGCAUCAGCUCCAUCAUCGCCAUCAUUGCUCAAUUCUGCUGCAUGAUGAUGAUCGACAAGACGGGCCGUCGGUGGCCCCAGAUCAUUGGCAAUCUGUUCAAUUGCCUCUUCUUUGUCAUCCCCACCAUCCUCAUCGCCAAAUUUCCCCCCGGCGUCUCCAACAACACCUCCGCCAGCUGGGCCUUCAUCGUGAUGACGUGGUGCUACAACUUCUCCUACAGCGCGACCGUCGGCCCCCUGACGUGGAUCAUCUGCGCCGAGAUCUUCGACACCAAGACCCGGUCCAAGGGGGUCUCCAUCGCCACCAUGACCUCGUUCGCCUUCAACACGAUGAUCGGCCAGGUCACGGACAUCGCCAUCGACAAUAUCGGCGGGUGGCGCUUCUACGUGGUGUUUUGUGUGUGCAACUUCACGAACGCCAUCUUCUUCUGGCUGGUGCUGCCUGAGACUGCCCUGCGGCCCCUCGAGGAGAUGACGGCCCUGUUCGAGCAUGAACCCUGGCUGGUGCCGGGGUCGCAGACCAAGGGGUUCAUCGCGCGCAGGCGGGCAGGGGUGAUCAUGGAGGAAAUGGAGGGGGAUGAGAAACCGGGGCGGUUGACUUUCGUGCAUGCGGAGGGGAAGUGAGGCUAUUGGCGCGGUUGAAGGGGGUCAGGGAUAUGCAUACUGAACGUGAUAUGUGGUGGUUUAUUGUGAGUAGGUAGUAACUAAAGUGACUAUGACUAGAUGAGGUGGAAAUUAAAUCUACCCGCCCUACCGCUGAAAGAGGCAAAGCCCAGGCCCUAACCCUGUCCAUCAUCCUCAUCCACCCUGCUGGUAUGGAGAUAUCAGAGGAUCAGAAGUGCGACCUUCCAAUCUCUCUCCCCCUCCCAUAGCUGCC
Aspergillus aculeatinus CBS 121060 is the source of this 2134-nucleotide messenger RNA. RefSeq names its product sugar porter family MFS transporter. Gene Ontology annotation, cellular component: membrane. Gene Ontology annotation, molecular function: carbohydrate:proton symporter activity. Lineage: Eukaryota; Fungi; Ascomycota; Eurotiomycetes; Eurotiales; Aspergillaceae. The transcript is spliced from 4 exons. Bases 352 to 1881 code for a protein of 509 amino acids. Gene Ontology annotation, biological process: carbohydrate transport; transmembrane transport. The record is from RefSeq and is a predicted model, not a curated record.